UCAAAAGGAGCCAUUAGCACAUGGGACGGGGGAUCAGUGAGCAGCAGAAGCAAGUCAAGGAGACACCAUGCUGGAAGACAAGAACACCAAAGUCAGGAUCGCCUUCUUUGUCAUCCUGGUGGGCAUUUCGUCCAUGUUUGCCGCCGUCGUGACCGACCACUGGGCCGUCCUGAGCCCACGGGUAGAAAAACUCAACACCACAUGUGACGCUGCCCACUUUGGGCUCUGGAGGCUCUGCACGAAACGGAUCUACAUCCAGGAGCCGGACCCCAAAGGAAAAGGCUGCGGGCCCAUCAGCCUUCCGGGAGAACACAACUGCUCCUACUUCAAGCAUUUCACCUCCGGAGAAGACGCAAAGCUGUUUGAAGUCAAAACCCAGAAAGAAUACAGCAUAUCAGCCGCAGCAAUUGCCAUCAUUGGCGUAGGAUUUAUGAUCCUAGGAACAAUCAGCAUUCUAAUCUCCUUCCGUAAAGGCAUGGACUACCUCCUGAAACCAGCUGGCAUGUUCUUUACGUUUGCAGGCCUCUGCAUAAUCAUUUCUGUGGAGGUGAUGCGCCAGUCAGUGAAGAGGAUGAUCGACAGCGAGGAGACCACAUGGAUCGAGUACUAUUACUCAUGGUCCUUCGCAUGCGCCUGUGCUGCCUUCGUCCUGCUCUUCCUUAGUGGAAUCGCUGUAUUGCUCAUCUCUAUGCCCCAGAUGCCCCGAAACCCCUGGGAGACAUGUAUGGAUGCAGAACCAGAAACCCAGGAGUAGUAACAGGAUGGGGGGAGGGGAGUGACCUUCAGUAAGAAAGAGCACAGAUGUCCAGUGCUUCUACAAGGCUACAGCUCCCAUAUCAUCAAUAGACUCUUUUGUUGUUUUUGAAUGAUGUGUUUCACAUGGAAAAAAGUUCUUCUGUCCAAAUAAGGGUCAGUGUGGACAGGAGGCCAAUGUACACGGCUCCGAAGUGAAACGUUCCCCUGCUCUGAAGCUUGAAAGCCUCCACAUCUUCCCUUCUCCAUUCAGUGACUUGCAUCACACGCACACACAGGCAAACAAACAGGCACAAAGCUCAGCAGGACUCUGGGGUGCCGCCAGGAUUCAGCACACUGUCUCUCCAGUUUGGAUGUUGGGCUCUUUUCUUUUAUAAUAUA
This is a messenger RNA of Erpetoichthys calabaricus (reedfish), 1134 nucleotides long. RefSeq names its product calcium channel, voltage-dependent, gamma subunit 1b (gene cacng1b). Gene Ontology annotation, biological process: calcium ion transmembrane transport; regulation of calcium ion transmembrane transport via high voltage-gated calcium channel. Bases 68 to 754 code for a protein of 228 amino acids. Lineage: Eukaryota; Metazoa; Chordata; Cladistia; Polypteriformes; Polypteridae. Gene Ontology annotation, cellular component: membrane; L-type voltage-gated calcium channel complex. The record is from RefSeq and is a predicted model, not a curated record. Gene Ontology annotation, molecular function: calcium channel regulator activity; voltage-gated calcium channel activity. The transcript is spliced from 4 exons.